GGCCCUGCAAAAGCAUAAAAGAGCAGCAGCGAGUGGGAGAGGAGACACUGCUGCCUGCCCUGCAGGCUGACCCUGCUCCCAGCCCCAGCCCAGCAUCCCUGCCUCAGCAAGCUCAGCCAAGAGGGAAGCUGGGUGGUGACAAACCCACCUGCCAGCACCUGGAGAAAAGAAAGCAGUUUAUUACUACCAGAAUCAAGCUUUCUCUGAAGUCACCAGGUUUUUUGAUUGCUGAUAAGGAGAGAAUGUACCCUCCCUAUCACAGAGACCUGAGCUGCAAAGAGGUGGCUGCCUUCCCCCUUCCUGUGCCAGCCAUGAAGGCUGGAAGGGACUCCAAGGCAGUAGGUAAAGCCAAGUGGUAUAAUUCACUCAGUAAAAGAAGGAGACAUUUGGCAGCUUGGCACCAGUACUAAUGAAGCCAACAGCCUUCUCUGCCUUCUCCUUUUGGCUGGCUCUCCUUUUGGCUGCCUUCCUUGGCAUACACAUGGCUGGCAGUUUUGUGAGAAGUCGGAAGAACCAUACGCUCAUUUUCACCAAGGAAAACACAAUUCGCAACUGCAGCUGUUGGGCGGGCGUCCGUGACUGUGAUUACUGCCUGGCAAACCUGAUGUGCAAUUGCAAAACGGUGCUGCCCUCUACCUUGGAAAAAACUACCUACAACAGCCACCUGACCAUUUGGUUCACAGACAUCUCCGUGCUGGAGAUGCUCCUCAACUUCACAAGAGCGUGGGACUUGAAGCUGUCCUUCUGUGGCACCGCUCCUCUCCCAACAGAAUACUUGGCCAUUUGGGGACUUCGAAAGCUCCAGGUAAACAAGGUGAAGGGACGAUUUCCAGAGCAGAGUGUAACCAUCUACAGCAGCAGAAACAAUGAAAUAGAAGACUCACUUGCAGUACACAACAAAGACAGUCAAAUGCUUGUAUAUAUUUCUUUUCUGGAUACUUCGCUUUUCAAUGGAUAUUCUUUGCUAAAGUCAUACAGCGUGGAAAAUGUCUCCAGUAUCACAAAGCAUUUUCCCAGCCUGCUGUACUCUGAUGUUUUCUCAACCUCAGAUAACAAGAGCUAUGUUGUAACAUUCAUUUACUGAGUUAUUGAGGCAAGGCAAACUGCUAUGAGAGAUGAGACUUUAAGUCUGCUUAGUUUGGUCAGGAGGAACUGUUACAGGAUGGACAGUUCUGAUUGUGAUAGCACAAGGAGGUGUUUAAAGUUAGACUGACUCAUCAGACUAAUUCAGUAAAUGCAUUAUUAAAGAACAAAGAAAAUGUGAAAUAACCAUUUAUGAAAGCAUUGCUGCAAAUUCUUUUUAUAUACUGUACGCUAAGCAUUGAAACCCAUAGAUAAAUUUUGUUUUAAUGCUAUGCCUUAGAAAAGGACAGAAUUCUGCAUCUCCAGUCGUAGAAGAACCUGUGUGUCCCAGAGAGUCAGACAGCAGCUUGGGCUGUCUCCAGUCCAACCGUGCUUGCCCCAAGCAGAGCCAGCUCUGGGACCAGACCAGGCAGCUCAGGGUUUUCUGUAGCCAGGUCUUGAGAACCCCCAAGGACAGAGCCUGCACAACCUCACUGGGCAACAUGUUCCACUGGCUGCCUGCCCUCAUGGGAAAAAUUUUUCUAGUGUAUUAUCCCCAGCCUUCCCUUCUCCAGGCUAAGCAAGCCCAGUUCCCCCACGCUUUUCUCACACUCACAUGUGCCACCCUCUGACCAUCUUGGUGGCUCUCCACUGGACCACAUCCAUUGAUUCCCUAUCUCUCUUGCUCUGAGAGGGCCAAAACUGCAUGCAGGACUCUGUAUGCAGUCUGGCAGUCAGUGCCAGGACAUGGGGAAUAAUCCCUUCCCUCCACCUACUGUCUCUCUGUUAUUACAGCCCACUGCUGUCAGGUUCAAGGGGUGCAAGAUGGUUACAGGGUACUCAGACUGGGAGUGAUGCCCUCUGGUACUUGAUCAAAACUGUGAACCUUCUGCUUUGAGAGCAGGGAGAGGCUAUGCAGGCAGCCUCCCACCUCAGCACACAACCACAAGUGUAUCUGGGGGUGCCCAGGAAGCUGUAUUCUCUGUCAAGCCAUGGCGCACACCAUGGGAAGGCACUGGGCAAGAGGCUGCCUGACAGGUGAGACACCGUGCUCACAGAGAUGGUUUUUCCCAGGGAAAGUCCCGCUGCUUGCAGGUUUGGUGUGCCAAUGCCUGCAUUUUCUCCAAAUGUGGGGAAAUUUACUUUAUCUUCUGUGAUAAUGACAAGCUCUGCUCAUGUUCUUCGCCAUGAGAGAGUCCAGUGGAGGGCAACAAAGAUGACUGGGAGACUACAGCAUCUGUCUUUUCAAGGAAAGGUUGUGAGAGCUAGGACUGUUUAGCCUGGAGAGGAGUAGACUGAAAAAAGACCUUGUCUUUGUCUAUAAAUAGAGCUGUUGGCCUCUUGUCUUAAGUAAAUAAUGAUAGGACCAGAGGAAACGGCCUGAAGUUGCACAAGGGGA
This is a messenger RNA of Calypte anna (Anna's hummingbird), 2461 nucleotides long. It is a transcript of the gene EPCIP, whose product is annotated as chromosome 1 C21orf62 homolog. The record is from RefSeq and is a predicted model, not a curated record. The transcript is spliced from 3 exons. Lineage: Eukaryota; Metazoa; Chordata; Aves; Apodiformes; Trochilidae. The coding region runs from base 410 to 1084 and encodes 224 amino acids.